CGGGGAGCGCGCUCGUUCGCUGGCAGCGGCCGGGGCGGGGAGCGGCCGCUCCGUCCUUCCUCCUCCUCCUCCUCCUCCCCCCGUCGCCACCCGCGCCCGCCGCCGAUGCCGGGACUGCGCCCGCGUACAAAAAAUUUCAGUUUGGAAAUUGAAGAAUCACCAUAGAAUUCAAUAUGGCAUCAGAGCAGUCAUCUGCAUCAACAGAGGAGCAGGCUUCCUCUGAAAUAGAUGAUCUCCAUCUAACGCUGCAAGUCCAGCGAGAGUUUACACAGAAGAAAACCUUCACUAGUUGGAUAAAUUCAAUAUUGGCAAAGCAUACCCCUCCUUAUGUUGUCUCAGACCUGUACACAGACAUCCAGCAAGGACAUUUGCUUCUGGAUCUGUUGGAAGUGCUUUCAGGUCAACAUCUGCCACGGGAAAAAGGAUUUAAUACCUUCCAAUGUAGAAGUAAUAUAGAAAAUGCUUUGACAUUUUUAAAGAGCAGAUCACUGAAGCUCAUAAAUAUUCAUGUAGCUGACAUUAUUGAAGGAAAACCUUCCAUUGUGCUUGGCCUAAUCUGGACCAUUAUAUUUCAUUUUCAUAUUGAAGAACUGGCCAGGACACUUGCCUGUACCUACAAUCAGCCUUCACCUGAUUGUCCAAGUGCUGUUGACUCCUCUCCAAAGGCAAACAGAUCAGCUAAAAAAAGUGCUAAAAUUAAGGAGCGGUGGAAGAUGUCUGCUACAAAGGCUCUUUUGUUGUGGGCAAAAGAACAGUGUUCCCUGCAUGGCUCUGUCAGUGUCACUGAUUUCAAGUCCAGCUGGCGAAGUGGACUGGCUUUUUUAGCCAUCAUCCAAACCUUGAGGCCAGGUCUGGUUGAUCUGGAGAAGGCAAAAGCCAGAAGCAAUAAAGAAAACCUGAGAGAGGCUUUCAGAAUUGCAGAACUGGAGCUGAACAUCCCACGGCUUCUGGAGCCUGAAGAUGUUGACACUGUGAAUCCAGAUGAAAAAUCAAUCAUGACUUAUGUGGCUCAGUUUUUGCAAUACUCCAAGAAUUUGCCUGAGUCUGAAGAAGACGUGCAGGAGAAAGUAAGAGAGGCCAUGGGCUGGUUGGCUGAACAGGAGAAGAAGUUAGCAAAGCUGCUGGUGGAAACAGAGGAUGAAACAUACUGCCAGAAGUACAAAGAAAUGAUGUCAUUUAUGGAAACAUUUAACCAAGAGAAGAUCCCCUUUCUGCCUGUGUUGUCAUCAAAAAGGGGUGAAGCUGAGCUGAGUGAAGGCCAGCAGCAGAUGAGGGAAGAGUGGGAUACAGUGAUCUCUCAGAUGAAUGAGUGGAAAGCGAAGCUGGACCAGAUGUUGCCCUCCCCUCUGGGAAGCAUUGAGGCUUGGCUCCAGGAGGUAGAACGUCUGCAGGCAGAAGAUUUGCCUGAUUUGCAAGACCCAUUCAAAGCAAUGUCUGUCUUCAGAGAAAUAAUUGUAAUAUUUAAGGGCUUGAUGGAUUGUUUUGAUUCUCACUUGGACACCCUUCAGUCAUUUAAGAAUGAAGAUGAGAAGAAUAUGCCACUAGUCUUGCCUGAAAAAUUAGAGGAAAUGAAAAGAAGAUUUACCAAUAUUCGUUCUACAAACCCCAGCACUUUCCUUGAAUAUCACUAUGGACUGUGCUCAGCCAUUGCCAAUGAGGUGAAGUUAAAGCUAAAUAUCUGGGAUGUGAAAUAUGGGGCAAAAGAGUCUGUGGAAUCACUACUGGAAAAUUGGAAUAAUUUCAUUGAAGAAAAGAAACUUGAAACACAACUAGACAUGGCUACUCACAUCUGUGAAGACUUGAAAAACAUAAGUGGUCCUGGCUUGGCUGGAGAUCCUGAAGAAAUCAGCAAACUUUUGAAGACAGUGGAGUCAAAGAUUUCUACAUGUAAAGAGUAUAUUUCCAAUGUAAACACCACCCUACAGAAAGUCCUGUCCUCCUGGAGUAAUUACACAGAAAACAUCCACUUACUAAAAACGUGGCUGGAAGAAAACAGAAAUGAGGAUCCGAAAGAGAUCCCUGCUGAGAUCCUGGCAAAGAGGAAUUUGAUUCAUGGUUCCUUAAAUGAAGCUGGAAACCAUCUCAUUGAAGUCAGCAAAGAGCAAGUUGGAUCAAAUAUUGCCAAAGAGCUGAAGAAACUGAACAGGAGAUGGGCAAAGUUCAUGAAGAGGACACACUUUCUUGGAGAGGAGAGCACAAAUGCUGCUGAGAAGACCACAGAGUUUCCAGGAAGCCUGGAGAAAGUUGAAGAGCUCCUUGGAGGGGUGGACAGCUGGGCAGCAGAGAUGGGACAUGUGCUUAGCAAGAUCAGUCACGAGGAGCCUGUGGAACCUGAGAUGGAGGAAUAUUUGCAGAGUUGGGCUGCAAGAGGAUCCUCGUGCCUAGACCAAGUUGUGGCAGCAGAAGAGAUAUUGCAAUCUCUGAGGCAGAAUGUUUCAAGUCAGGUGUUUCAGCAGCAUUCUCACACCACUGAGCUGGAGGCACGAAUUAAAGAAGCCAGAGACAAAGUAGAGGCUGUCAUGGGUGACCUGAACAACAUCUUGUCCAAAUUUGAGAAAAGACCCUCAGAGAAGGAGGCUUUGCUCAAUUUUGAAGAAUCGCAGAAAGAGCUGGAGGCCUCCAUUUCGAAGGCUGUGCAACUUGUCAGUCAAAAAUUAGGUCCUGAAGGAUGUAUUUCAAGAUACGAGGUGGGUUUGUGUUCUGAACCAGCUGCAUCUGAGUAUUUCUGA
Lonchura striata (white-rumped munia) is the source of this 2729-nucleotide messenger RNA. NCBI's taxonomy places the organism in Eukaryota, Metazoa, Chordata, Aves, Passeriformes, Estrildidae. The record is from RefSeq and is a predicted model, not a curated record.